Molecule: messenger RNA, 6885 nt
Organism: Oncorhynchus tshawytscha (Chinook salmon)
Lineage: Eukaryota; Metazoa; Chordata; Actinopteri; Salmoniformes; Salmonidae
Gene: fstl5
Product: follistatin-like 5
Exons: 17
Coding region: 359-2971 (870 amino acids)
Biological process (GO): multicellular organism development; cell differentiation; regulation of BMP signaling pathway
Molecular function (GO): protein binding; calcium ion binding
Source: RefSeq, a predicted model, not a curated record
AUUGGUUCGUCCUGUGAUUGUAUGUAAAUCGGAUCGGGACGCAGCCAGUAGGUGAGGUUGGAGCUGGUGGCUGGUGCCUCAGUGGCACAGGAGACAAGAGAGUGAGGUUAGACCGCUGCUUCUAACGGAGCUGUCCACUCCUCCGGUGGUGCUGUGCUGAAAAUCAGGGAUUCAGUCUUUAUACAAAAUGGUUGAUGGUAUUCGAAAAGGAUUUACAGACUACCCGUUUAUAAACUUAUUCUAAGGUAUAUUGUGUGGAUGUCUAGUUACAAACGGUGGAUUUCAUCUGACCCAUUUGAUAUAUAGUUGUUGUGAACUACAGUUUUUUUUCCUAAUCUCGUGCGGAUUAUCCUUCUGGAUGGUUUGCGUCUGGACAUACAGGAUCAGACCAAUGAAGACACCCAGAUGCUGCUCGCUGGCAUUCUUGUUGGGAAUGGUCUCCCUCGGAGUGGGAGUGGGAGUCGUCGAGGGGAGGCCCGGCAAGGAGGAGGGAUUCGUGCCUCCACCCUAUCCACCUGUCGUGAGGUUCCGACACAAGCAGGAUGGGAUCCCAGGGAGUUUGCGGAUAAAGGGGUUUUUGGGCCAUAACAAUGGCUUCCAGAGUCCUUGUGAGCACAAGUACUGUGGCCUGGGGCGUCACUGUGUGGUCAACCAUGAGAGCAGUCAAGGGGAGUGCAUCUGUCUGGACCGCUGUAAACCACACUACAAGGAAGUGUGUGGCUCGGACGGCAAGCUGUACCAGAACCACUGUGAGCUCCACCGGGCCUCCUGUCUGGGUGCACAGAGGAUAACCAUCAUGCACAGCGAGGAAUGCUUCUACAAAGAUGACAACUGCAGACUGAGUGACUACAAGAGGCUGAAGACCAAGAUUCUGGACAUGUAUGACCAGAGAUACAUGGCAACCGGCAACCAGGGAAGCCAUAAAAAUAACAUGGCCACCAGGAAGAAACUGGUCGAUGUUGUGUUUAAGCGCUUCGACGCCGAUGGUAGCAGGAGAGUAGACAGUAGUGAACUAUCACAGGUCAUCAAGCAGGAAGGUCUGUUCAAGGAGGUCUCUGAGUGCACCCUGUUUGACCUUCUCAAAUACAACGACAUCAACGACGACGAGCACCUAGCAAAGGACGAGUUCUAUACAGCUUUUGAAGUGUUCCAGCUCACCCUGCCAGAUGACCAGAAAUUGAGCAUCACCACGGUAACCGUUGGCCAGAGUGCCGUCUUGACUUGCGCAAUCAAGGGGGAGCAGAGACCUCCCAUCAUCUGGAAACGCAACAAUCAGGUCCUCAACUCUCUGGAUCUGGAGGACAUCAAUAUUCCGACACAGGAUUUCGGAGAUGAUGGCUCAUUGUAUGUCACCAAGGUGACCACCACCCAUAUGGGGAACUACAGCUGCCAUGCCGACGGGUACGAGCAGCUCUCGCAGACGCACAUGCUUCAGGUGAACGUUCCUCCCGUCAUCCGAGUCUACCCAGAGAGCCAGGCCCGGGAGCCAGGGGUGACGGCCAGUCUCCGGUGCCAUGCUGAGGGUAUCCCUAACCCACAACUGGCAUGGCUGAAGAAUGGCAUGGACAUCGCUACCAAGCUGUCUAAGCAGCUCACCCUGCAAGCUAACGGAAGCGAGGUGCACAUCAGCAACGUCCACUUCGAGGACACGGGGGCAUACAGCUGCAUUGCCAAAAACGACGCCGGGGUGGACGAGGACAUCUCAUCUCUGUUUGUGGAGGACUCAGCGCGCAAGACCCUGGCAAACAUUCUGUGGAGAGAGGAAGGUCUUGGAAUUGCCAAUAUGUUCUAUGUGUUUUACGAGGAUGGUAUCAAAGUCAUCCAGCCAGUGGCAUGUGAGAUCCAGAGACACAUAAAGCCCAGCGAGAAGCUACUGGGACUUCAGGCUGAGGUUUGCCCCAAGUCAGCGGGGGAGGCCGAGCAGAAGUGUGUGUGGUCAUCGGCAGUCAACGUGAAGGACAAAUUUAUUUAUGUUACACAGCCAACCUUGGCCAGGGUGCUUGUCGUCGACAUUACAGCUCAGAAGGCUGUCCAGACGGUGAGCACCGACCCUUACCCAGUGAAGCUGCACUAUGACAAAUCCCAUGACCAGGUGUGGGUCCUCAGCUGGGGAGACAUGGAGAGGAACUUCCCCACUCUGCAGGUGAUCAAUCAGGCCAGCGGGAGUGUGUCCCACCAUACCGUCCACACCCAGCCAGUCGACAGACACUUUGAUAGGGUGGAUGAUUUCUUCAUUCCUGCCGCUAGCCUCAUCAUUAAUCACAUCAGAUUUGGAAUCGUUCUCCACAGAAAUGAACCGGCACUCCACAAGAUCAACUUGGAGACCACGUCGUCAGUGAAGAAUAUCAGCCUGCGCGAGUACAACUGCAUCCCCAAGUCUCUGGCUUACUCCCACCUUGGCGGCUACUACUUUGUCAACUGCAGGCCUGAUUCCACAGGCGCCACCCAACCCCAGCUCAUCGUGGACAGUGUGACAGACUCUGUGAUUGGACCCAACGGGGACGUCACCGGCACCCCGUAUGUGUCCCCGGACAGUCACUACCUGGUCACGGUGGACGACCACGAUGGCCUGAUGAGGAUCCAGCAGAUCACGGUGCGCGGGGAGAUUGGCAAACCCUUCGACAUCCACACCAACCUCCACCUGUCUGACGUGGCCUUCCAGCCGUCGUUCACCGAGGUUCACCAGUACAACAUCUUUGGUACUUCGGGACGCCAAACGGACUCUCUGUACGUCGAGCUGAGCACAGGCAAUGUGAAGAUGAUCAAGAGCCUGAAGGAGGCCACCAAGACUUCCGAUUGGCCUUGGAGCAGUAGGAACCGCGUGAUGACUGGCAGUGGGCUUUUCGGACAGUACCUCAUGACCCCGUCCAGAGAGUCUAUCUUCAUCCUGGAUGGUCGUCUCAACAAGCUCAACUGCGAGAUCACUGAUGUCAUCAAAGGCAAUGUAGUGGCGUGGGUUGGCGAGUCGUAGGCCGGUCUGUGUUCAGACGCAUCCUAUGUUAUUAUUAAGGUAAAGUUGCACUGAAUUUUGUUGCAGAUAUAUAAUUUAUUGGGUGUGACGAAAAAAGUAAGACAUUUUCAAAGCCAGAAUUGACUGUUCAAAACCGUUUGGAUGCUGGGAACUUCAUUCCAAAAAAUAGGGAGCGAUUUGUUGGUGUUGUUUGCUAGCCGAGUUGAAAUCUUGGCUUUCAACUGGGUGGUUCCACAUGUAGUCAACAUCAAGUUGCUCUCCAAGAUCUUCUAGAGGAUCUCUGUUAAAAUUAGACAAAUUAUCUGCAUAUUAGACUUUUUUUGAUUGCAAGUCUCACAUACUUCAAUUGGCUAGAUGUUUUUCAAUAAUCACUGGUGUUUCUCUAAAACGAGACAGAAAAUAUUUCUAGAUUGUCCUCCUUUGUUUCAUUUACCCCCUUUCCCUCUUUUUUUUCCUGUGCCUUGAAGGAAAACACUCCAAAAGAGGAAUUAACCUAAUUGUUCCCGUUGCGGCUGCAGAUUACAUCUUUUUGUCUUUGACCCUUCUUCAUGGUGAGAGAUGCUCCAAAAAUCCAUGUUUUUCAAAUUUUCUUCAUCUCGGACUGACAUGGAGCCCAUUCUGGGCUAAUUAAAACAAGCUCUUGCUGAGAUCCAGUCUCAUCUGAAGUGGAGACAGAGAGAUUGAGUUGUCCAUUAUGAUGUAGUGCUGCUUGGUCACCGUUGAUCUCAAAGAGUCAUCAACAGAGCAAAUGGUCUAUUUUGUCCAACAACCCAAGUCUCAACGACAAUGUUAAUAAAUUGAUCCAUCUUGAUAUUUGUGGGAUAAAUUAAUUAAAGUUUCCCACUUUGUGUCACAAUGUCAGUGUGUGUAUGUCAAUUUGAAGAAUACCCUGGCCCAAAAGGUGUCAUACUAUAUAUGAUAUAUAUACUUGCAUAUUGUCAGUCAAUUUUGGCAAUGUGUAACAAUUAUUUAAUAAUGAAAGAAAUAUACAUUUGUUUAGUUGGAAGUGGGCUUUUGUGGUUGUAGAGCAUAGAGGGCCUUGAGCUGUAUGAGUCUAAUGAGUAUACAAUAUAUAGAGAGAGACAGUAAAGAGAGAAUAGAGACAGUAGAGAGAGACCUGGGUUUAUAAGCUUAAAAUGCGAGUCACAUUUCUUUUAAAAUCUUACAAGGCAGAGCACAGUUGGAUGAAUCAGUUGUACCUAUGUAACCUGACAAGUACAUGGCCCGUUGUGCUUAGGACACAAAAUUGUUUCCUCGAAGUACACCUUCUAUGCAUUUUCACCAUAGCACUCUAACACAAACACAAUGAAGAAUAUGUUAAUCCAGUAUUUUUUGAUUCAAAUGUUCGACACUUGGUUGUCUUAUGGACAUUCCUGUUUUAUGUUCCAAUUAAUGAGACAUUUAAUACAUUUUGAUGUUUUGUUUUAUUUGGUCAAUUCAAUUUCAGUUCAUUUAAAUAUUUUUUUCUUAUCACAUUUUGUUUGGUGUUGUCCCUUGAUACCCAUAGGACUGUACUGAUUACCUCUGACUUUUCUUAUUGUGUUCUUUAUAUAGAAGCAGAGUUGAAUGAGUUCCUUAACAUGGUAUGUUUCACAACUUUGAGGGCUUUGUUCGUUAUUUCGAGUGUAUACGCACCCUCCUUUUUAAAAAUGAAAAGAGCACCAUGGUCAUCUCGCUAUAGAUGAGGUAAAGGAGACAAUGGAACGCAGACUGUUCCAUUGACCAGAUUGGCGCACAUUCAAUAGAUCUGAUUGAACAAAGUGGAUAUUCGUCAGAACCGUCAUGAUUUGUGUAUUGUAAACAGGCCCACAAUGUGCUUACUUAUGUCCGAUUUUCAGGUUUAGAAGAAGAGACUUCUAAAUAAUAACUCCCGUUCGUUGAUGGUAGUCAACGUUGUUUUUUAGCUGUAAAUGCAGUUGAUUGGUGACGAUGACAUUAACAUGUGUAGGGGUUGACAUCCAUACAAGCAUUAUAAUCCGAUUUUUACUUCAACAUAGUGUGAAAUACACAUUUAAACAAUAGCCUAAAUGUAGACUAAUUUUGCUGGGGGGCAAUGAGGCGACUCGGGAUCUUUCCCCCAUUGCCCUUUCCCCCACUCAUUUCCAACGCAAUUCCAUUGUUUUGUUUGAUUUCCCUUGACCCCUUUACCGCAUCUAUCCUUGACCAAGUACAUUUUGAUGUCACCCACUGAAACGUCAUCAUUUCCAUUAUAGCCAUGUACUGUUUGUUGAUUCAUGUGGUCGUUAUUUAUGUAGAGAAUACACGCUUGACAUUUUACCUGAAAAUAAAGUAUAUACCUUUGAAAAUACCAUAUAAAAUGCCAGAAUCUCCUCUUCUGUGGAAAAUGUGUUUCAAACAUGGUUUCAGACCAAAUAUCAAUGCCCUUGAAAAACCAAGUUCAACACAGUUCAGCCUCUUCAGUUCUGCUGCUCACAUUUACACAUUCAGCAAAUAUGAACAUACAGUAUCCUUCUCAAAUAUCUAUUUGAAAGAGCUUUGGAAAAGUAAUUUAAUUUGAAUGACCCUUAUAUUGAUUCAGCAGUUUUUGUCACUCUUAUGAAACUAAUUCCACACCCAAUCUUGUCUGCUUGAGAUUAAGGGAGACCCACACAAUGUGUGUGCUCAUUCAUAACUUCUUGAUGGGCACUUCACAUAACCAUGAUCUUAUAAGAAAAAUGCAAUCAUCAUUAGAUAUUGCAACAGCUGAGUACAUAGAGUUCUUAAAGGGGUGCUGAACUUCCUGAUUUGGCCUCGUUUUUUGGCUUAGUCAUUAAGAUAUGCAGAGGCCAUGGCUGAAGCCAAACAAGAGUUGUCCUGGAGGGGUGGUUUAUUGUGGGUGUCUUGUGUGUGUUUGACCGUGGUAAGCGUUUGUACAUUCACUCUGCCAAAACAAUGCACAGUUAUAGUCACUCACCCUUCUUUCAGCUACUAAGACAAAAUUGUUUUGACAUUGGAUAUCCUAGCUCUGGGGAUAGUUAGGGAAUUUCAAUAAAUUACACUAUGUAAAUGUGACAAUAUAUUCAUGUUGCACAACUUUUAGUUGUCUCAUUAAAUGAUUUUAAUAUUUGCAUAUGAAUUUCUACAAUGUAUAGUUGGUUGAGGUUUUUAAGUCAUUGAAACGUGGAGCUAUUGACAUUUUUUUAUAUUCUCCCAUGUACAUUAUGUAAUUUACUGAUGGUCCCUAACUUUCCCCAUAAGGAUAUCAAAUGUCAAACCAAAUUGACCAUGGACAUUAAGAUAGGGUGGAGUGUAGCUGCUCUCCAAAUUGAAUAUUACUUGGGUGUUGUCAGCGGUUGUCACGUGGGCAGGAUUAAAAUAAACCCAACCCAAGGAAAAUGGUUAAGAUAUCCUUCAUUUCGUGACAUAACAUCCUAUCAUCUCGCAAAUGUCUGUUUUGGACGAGACUGUCUUUAUGACCCAAAUUAUCCUAUUUACACUUUGUAGAACAUUUUGACACAAGAAUAAUGUUUAUUGCUCAUAUUGAUGCCACAUAGGCCAUUUUCAAAACAAGUUGUUUUUUAGAGGCAGUCGCUCUUUAAUAAUAAAAAAAUGAUGAUUAAAAGUAGGCAAGACUUGUAAUUGCAUAUGAAGCAAGUAACUAUCAGAGAAUGAGCACCGGACUGAACUGCAGUCAAAUAGAGAAAGGGAAUUUAUUAGAAACAGAAGAACAUUAUCAUAAUGGAGAGUGACAGCUGUAAAUAGAGCCAUUGUUUUUCCCCCCUCUCUUGCCCAGGAGUCCUGUACUACUAGCAUUAUGCCAGUCACUAACAUUUAUUUGAGAUAUUACGUUAGAUAUUACAUUAAGAAGUACAUAGUGUGCCAUCUAGCCCUACCCAAUAGACAGCUAGCUUGCUCAGGGACAUCCACGUUCAUCAUAUACAGUGCCUUCAGAAAGUGUUCAUACCCCUCUACUU